CAAUCACCGGACCAAAACGAUAACAAUUUUCAACACAACGCCAAUUUCUAUCACCUCCCUCGCACGACUCGUUCCAAGCCGACAAUCAUCCAACCGUACGCCCUUUGAUGCAUGCAAUAGCUUUUCUACGCUGGUAGCAAUUGCUACGGAUCACGAUGGAGCUCCCAGAAGAAAACUUGUUUAUGCGCAAAUCGCAAAUGGCCCCUCCAAGUCGAAUUCCGUCUCCUGGCAAAGGUCUUUCUGAGAUCUCCGAAUCACAAGGAAAUGCGCGGUCGAAGCCAAUGUCGAGAUUGCCCGCGAUGCCGAAUCUCAAGCACAAGAUGAAUGGACCGCUGAGCGAACCAGAACCUAAACGCAAAACUUUGGUAGAAAGAGCAGGAGAGACUAGGUCCAUCGCAGCUCCCACACCAAGCUCACGCGCUGUUGUCAAAACUACCACUCUCGUCGGUGCAGGAAAGUCAAUGUCAAAUCUAGGACUCAGUCGAAAUCCAUCCUUUUCCUCAUCCGUAUCAUCAUCGCGCACACCGUCUGUAUCAUCCCGACAUACUUCCAAUGGCAGCUUCUCGAGCAGUGUUGGACCAGGUGGUCGACCACAAACAUCAAUGUCUUUCAACCAAUCUACCUCCAGACGCCCAGCAUCCGCCGCUCCAAAGUCACGCCCAGCAACAGCGAUGGAUAAUCAUUACAACGACCCGGGUAUGCGACCCUUGAAUUCAUUUACGUCUUCCUUUCCGUAUAUCCAAGAAAAGUCAGGUCUACAAAGCAAGAAGUUACGGGCGCCAAAAUCAUUACAUUCAUUGAGGUCUCAACCAUCGAUGGGAAAGAUUAGGGAGGUUUCCGUCAGCACAGCCAUGAGUAGGCUCUGUCUUGAUGGAGAAGUUAGCCCGCGCCAGCGGCACGAGUAUCAAGCGAUCUCAAACAUGAGACCACCACCAACAACAAAACUAUCCCACAAGCCUUCGAUCAAUACGGGCAUGCGGAAUUUGAGAUUAGACAGCGGUGAAAUGGCUCUCGUCCUGUACGAGUCUCCCGGAGACAGCUUAGUAGCUCCGCAGACUCUAUCUCAUAUCCCAGUGUCUUCCAAGGCGGAUGCAUAUUUCUCUCCUGUCACACCCUACAGAACUCCAAGACCAUCCCCCCACAAAACUCCAUAUUUGACAAAAGGUUCUAACAUACCUGCAUUUACAGCUUGGGAUGUCCAUAACCGCCUGGAGGACGUGGAGGCGAUGUAUGCCGAGCUCAAACAAAGCAUGCAAAGCACCAGCUCAGAACGUAACGGUCUCGAAGAAGCCGUGGCUGUCUACAAAGCAAGAAUUGCUGAGCUCGAGACCCUCAGAUUGCAGCUAUCCUCAGCCAACAAGACCUUGCAGAGUGAUUUGGAUGAAAUGAAGUUGAAAGCGGAUUCACUUCAGCAAAGACUGCUAACUACAACUACUAGUCUCGACGAUCAGAUGAGAACCCAGCGCAUUGAAGUCGAUGAUGCCAAGAGAAACCAUCGCAACGAACUCGACCAACUCCGGAGAGACAAUGUCGAUGAGGUUGACCGUCUUCUUCGUCUGCAUCGUGAUGAGUUGCGUGAACUCGAGCGUAAAUCAGCCAUGGAGCUUGACGACAGGUUGAGAGAACUUGAGCGACGCAAUGAAGCCAAGCUGGAGGAAGAGCGAAGCCGAAGACUUCGCGAAGUUCAAGACCUUGAAUCCAGAAUAGCUUCCGAAAGUCAAAAUCUGGAUUUGGCGCUGCAGAAGAAGGAUCGUGAGAUUCAGAAUAUGAGGGGCGACCUUGAAGAUAUCAGAGGAGAGCUGGAUCGAGAACAAACGUUGAAAGGCAAUCUUCUCCAAAACUUGGAGGAAUUGAAAGCCAAGUCCCAAAAAACAGGUGCUGAGACAUCUUCGACAAUCCAAUCGUUGGAAAGCACAGUUGCGAGUCUUCGAGCGCGAAUCCACUUCCUCGAAUCCGGUAGCAAGGCCCAGUCCGACAGCUUUGCGGAGAUGGAAGCAAGACUACAAGAAGCUGUGAAGUCUGCCGAGGUAUCGAAGCAGAAGCUCAUCAAAGAGGAAACCCUGCGCCGUCUUCUCUUCAACCAAGUUCAGGAACUCAAAGGCAACAUCCGUGUUAUGUGCAGAGUUCGGCCUGUGUUCAACACUGGUGCAGAAGGGGAAGUUGCCAAGCUAUCCUAUCCGGAUGUUGACAAGGAGUCCAAAGAGCUUGAGAUCCUUGGCAAAGAGGAAAAGAGCAGCUUGGGAAAUAUCACCAGGAAGAAUCACUCGUUCACCUUCGACCGGGUAUUUGGGCCAGAAAGCCAAAACCAAGAAGUGUUUGAGGAGAUCUCACAGCUUGUACAAAGCGCGUUGGAUGGUUACAAUGUUUGCAUUUUCUGUUAUGGCCAAACCGGAUCCGGGAAGACGCACACGAUGUCCUCAGCCGACGGAAUGAUUCCUCGGGCUACUCAUCAAAUCUAUGAGACUGCAAGCAACCUGAAGGAGAAGGGAUGGACAUAUACUAUGGAGGGGAGUUUUGUGGAGGUUUACAACGAGGAGAUCCAUGAUCUGCUUGGGAAUUCGAAAGACCUCGACAAGAAGAAGCACGAAAUUCGACAUGACGACUCCAAGAAGCAGACUUAUGUCACUGGUUUGAAAACUGUCAAUCUUGACUCUCCAGACACCGUUGAGACAAUGUUAAAACAGGCCGCAAAUAACCGAAGUGUGGCAGCAACCAAAUCUAACGAGCGUUCAUCACGUUCUCACUCUGUGUUUAUUUUGAAACUCAUUGGAAGGAACAGCACCACCAAUGAGACUUCUGAAGGUACCCUUAACUUGGUCGAUUUGGCUGGUUCCGAGAGACUGAAGCAAUCUGGGGCUGAAGGAGAUCGGAUGAAGGAAACCCAGAGCAUCAACAAGAGCUUGAGUUGUCUCGGAGAUGUCAUUGGGGCUUUGGGUCAAGGCAAGGAAGGUGCUCAUAUUCCGUAUCGGAAUUCAAAGUUGACAUACUUGUUGCAAUACUCGUUGGGUGGUAACUCGAAGACUCUCAUGUUUGUCAUGGCAAGCCCACUUGAGGCUCAUCUGACCGAAACAUUGACGAGCUUGAAGUUCGCGACGAAGGUACAUAACACACACAUUGGCACUGCAAAGAAGUCAACGAAAGUUCGUGAACGAAACAGCGAUUAGUGAUUUGACAUGAAGCGCGGUGUGGUAUUGUGAGACUAUCAUUUUUGGCUGGCGUUCCAAAGCAUUGGGAAUUCUCCAAUCAGAAAUGAACCUUCAAUUAUUGAAGAGUUCAAUGGCGUAUGCUUGUUGGCUACACAAAGGACGGGGUAAUGUUGUUCUGUUGUAUUCAUAGGUGUUUGGAGGGGCAUUUGGGAUACCUCCUUUCUUAGGAUGAAUGAAAAAUGUUUAUGAUUAAGGUGGCUGUCCUCAUUCGCUAUUUGUAAUUAUCCUGACUUUCUGAUGAAAUUUGGGUUGGAAGAAGGGCCAGUGUUCCAUGGUACGCGCGAAUUGGUGAUCAUGCCAAAGCCAAUCUGGUAUACUGGGGCUGCCCUCUCC
Hyaloscypha bicolor E is the source of this 3539-nucleotide messenger RNA. RefSeq names its product kinesin-domain-containing protein. The record is from RefSeq and is a predicted model, not a curated record. Bases 156 to 3164 code for a protein of 1002 amino acids. Gene Ontology annotation, molecular function: ATP binding; microtubule binding; microtubule motor activity. Gene Ontology annotation, biological process: microtubule-based movement. The transcript is spliced from 7 exons. NCBI's taxonomy places the organism in Eukaryota, Fungi, Ascomycota, Leotiomycetes, Helotiales, Hyaloscyphaceae.